AUGGCCGCGUACGUCGACGAUAUGCUCGUCAAGAGCCGGGAGGAGGACAAGCAUGCGGAGGACCUGGCCGACUGCUUCAAGGUAAUGUUAAAAUACAACCUUCGGCUGAACCCCAAAAAGUGCGCGUUCGCCGUCCAAGGUGGCAAAUUUUUGGGCUAUAUGGUCACCAAACGAGGCAUUGAGCCUAAUCCGGAGAAAGUACAGGCCAUCAUCGACAUGCAGCCUCCUACCACCAUCAAGGACCUACAACGAUUGACUGGGGUGCCGGACCACUUGAUAAGAAUUUGCCAGAAGGAGGAGUUAAAUCGGCCGAGUGUUGAAGAGACACCACUGGAAGUCCAGCAAGUAAAUAUCGAGGAAUGGGAUCGGGAGAAAAACCCUGAGAUGUUUUGGAUGGAAGAUAUCCGGCGAUUCAAGGAGACGGGCGAGUUACCAAGUGACCAAGGAGUCGCCGCUAGAGUUCGGCGAAAAGCCCCUUCCUUCCAGAUCAUCGACGGGCAGUUAUAUAAACAGUCGUUCGGAGGACCCUUACUAAAGUGCCUGCUUAGACCUGAGGCCGAGAAAAUAAUGGACGAAGCUCAUAGAGGCAUUUGUGCUGCGCACCAGGGCGCCCACACGCUCGCCCAGAAGUUAGUCGUUCAAGGGUAUUAUUGGCCGACCAUGAUGCGAGACUGUAUCGAAUGGAUGUCCAAGUGCGGCGUUUGCCAAGCAUUCGCCAGGAAAGACACCCGGCCGGCCACCUUUUAUACACCGGUCACCACUGCCAUCCCCUUCGCCAAGUGGGGAAUAGACUUGUUGGGACCAUUGCCCGUCGCCCCGGGAGGUCUGAAGUUUUGCGUCGUGGCUAUCGACUACUUCACCAAAUGGGUCGAGGCAGAACCAUUGGCUACCAUCACCGAGUACCAAUGUCGACGUUUUCUUUGGAAAAAGGUGAUCUGUCGCUUCGGCCUGCCCGAGCACAUCGUCAGUGACAACGGGCGACAGUUUGACUGCCAGGCCUUCGCUGACUUCUGCCGCCGACACGAUAUCAAGCAUACCAAGGUAUCGGUGGCGUACCCGCAAGCCAAUGGGCAGGUCGAGAAUGUGAAUCGAACGUUGGUCGAUGGGAUCCGGAAGAAGCUCGAAAACAUCCGAGGAAAUUGGGCGGACGAGCUGGACCGAGUCCUAUGGGCUUAUCGCACUACCCAGCGGCGAGCAACGGGGGAGAGCCCGUUCUCGCUCGCAUACGGCUUCGAGGCCAAGGUUCCAGUCGAAGUGGUCGAGCCCACCCACCGGGUUCGCACCUACUCGGAUGCAGCGAACGAAGAGAGUCUGCGGAUCGAGAAAAAUUUCCUAGAGGAAAGGAGGGAAGCCGCGAGUGCACGGAUGGUUGAGUAUCAGCAGGCGGUGAAAAGAUAUCGCGACCGUAGGACUCGCCCGCGAACCUUCCAGGUUGGUGACCUCGUGUUACGCGAUCGACAAGCCAGUCAGCCCACCGAAGGAGGCAAGUUUGCGGUUAAGUGGGAGGGGCCAUACCGUAUUGCAGCGGUGGUCCAAGCCGGAACCUACAAGUUAGAGACUAUGGAAGGCAAGCCCAUAGAUCGCAUAUGGAACGUCACUCAUUUGAAAAGAUUCUAUCAGUAG
This is a messenger RNA of Ipomoea nil (Japanese morning glory), 1623 nucleotides long. RefSeq lists its product as uncharacterized. NCBI's taxonomy places the organism in Eukaryota, Viridiplantae, Streptophyta, Magnoliopsida, Solanales, Convolvulaceae. The record is from RefSeq and is a predicted model, not a curated record. Bases 1 to 1623 code for a protein of 540 amino acids. Gene Ontology annotation, molecular function: nucleic acid binding. The transcript is spliced from 2 exons. Gene Ontology annotation, biological process: DNA integration.